Marchantia polymorpha subsp. ruderalis is the source of this 1144-nucleotide messenger RNA. NCBI's taxonomy places the organism in Eukaryota, Viridiplantae, Streptophyta, Marchantiopsida, Marchantiales, Marchantiaceae. The record is from the annotation of a GenBank genome assembly.
AGAGUACGUGCGAUCUGCUCGCGAGGGAAGUCUGAAAAGGUUCCCUCGGAUCUGGAUUGCGUCGAUUAGAUUUAAAUGCACAGAGUGGAUGAGAAAGUUUCAAUCGAGAUAACCGUAAAUUGUCGCCUUUUAAGAGUUCUCGCAUUGUGUACUGUGAUUGGAGGAGUCCAGCUCUGGAUCAUUCUUUCAGUGGAUGUCUAACCGGUCUGGAAGCUUUUGCUUUCAAAAUUGGCAAAAUGGAGAGACUGGUCCAGGAAGGUAAGCAUCCUAGCACGGCUGUACAUAUCGGGAGUUUGCUGUGGGCUCGUGACGUCGAGGACAUCCGUCUGAAUGGGAUUCGGAAAUGAAGCAUUUUACGAUAUUGUGCUGUAAACUGCUAGGCAUGCGAUGCCAGCUACAGCUACCGGCCGAAAUGCAAGGAAGUUGAGGACCCUUACCACCACGUUCGUCUAUCAAUGGGCUGGGAGAGUUGGGUGUAUGCUUUGUGUCCUACAACUCGCUGAGUCGAUGCUUCCUUUCUGGCAAGAAUCAUGGCAGAGUUCACUGACAAGGACUGCAGAAAGUAUGCGGUUCCAAGAUCUUUUGGUGACAGUUUUGAGGAAUUGUGUUAAUGGGGGGCCACUAUGAUUUGUACAAGUGGCUAGCUCGCUUUCGCAUGGAUUCAGCACGAAGGAACGGUUCCUGUCCCAGGUACAACGAGGCCUCAAAAUCUGGAGGAGAACGUCGGACCCCUGACCUUUCAAGCUCACUGCAAAUGACAUCCAGAGUCUAGGAGCAUCUGUGCCUCCUGACGAAAUGCUAGGGGACAGAUACAAGGACAUGAACCAUACUGAGGGGUUUUGAAAUAGUCCUCCUGGUGAUUCCUGGACAGGUGCUCUACUAGCCUAGCCACUCAUCGAUGAGCAUCAUGCACAUUAGUAUUUGGCAGUCAUUGUAAAUGAAAGGCCUAUACUGUAUAUGCCUUUCGAUUACAGCAUACUAGACCGAUGGUCAUCUUGAAACUUGGUGGCAAUGUAAAAGCGUACCCGGGAGGAUACAGCGUCCGUCAUAUCCUGAAAGGAAACUUCCGCUGACUUGUGUAAUUCGGAAAUUUGACAUUGACUUCAUCACUGUAAUUAAUGUUCUCUUGAUGACCAGAGUCCGA